Molecule: messenger RNA, 1200 nt
Organism: Penicillium atrosanguineum
Lineage: Eukaryota; Fungi; Ascomycota; Eurotiomycetes; Eurotiales; Aspergillaceae
Product: DUF706-domain-containing protein
Exons: 4
Coding region: 1-1200 (399 amino acids)
Biological process (GO): transmembrane transport
Cellular component (GO): membrane
Molecular function (GO): transmembrane transporter activity
Source: RefSeq, a predicted model, not a curated record
AUGAAUAUUGCACAGAUGAAACACGAGACCACGAAAGUGCCCGUCGUCGAUACAAAGGUCUCGAACGAUAAUGCAUCCGAGAUAGCGAGCUUUACGAUAUAUAUUGAUCCCGAGAAAGAAUCCGCCGCUCUGAGAAAGUUUGACGUGUACCUUCUCCCAGUCUCGGUGGUAUUUCUCGUUCUUUCUGCUCUGGACCGAAACAAUCUUGGAAAUGCCCGAGUCUUUGGCUUUGAUAAAGAUAUUGGACUCAAGGGAGACGAAUUUGGCAAUAUUACCCUGCUGUCUAGUCUCUGCACGAUAGUAUUCGAAGUGCCUUGGGUGUUAGCAGUCAAACGCUUCGGUGCUAAUAAAUCGCUCGGUACCGCUCUUAUCCUAUGGAGUUGCUGUACGCUUGGGACAGCAUUCAUCCAAAACUACGGCCAGGCUAUUGCUGUUCGUAUGUUAUUGAAUACCUUUGAGGCUGGUCUCGCUCAGAGUUUCGCCUAUCUUUUCUCCACUAUUUAUCCCCGAGAAAGAAUAGGUAAACGCAUCAUGACAACUAAUCUCGCGAUGUGUAUUUCUGGUGCUUUUGGUGGGCUCUUCGCAUAUUCUGUGCAGACUAUGGGAAAUCAACGUGGUCUUGCCGCAUGGAGGUGGCUAUUUAUUAUCGAAUUCUGCAUUACUGUGCUUGUUGGGGGUAUCGGCUGGAUCCUUCUUCCAACCUCAGCCGAAAAAGCAUGGUUCUUAAGUGAAGAAGAACAGAAGACCAUGCGUCUAAAGAGGCAGCGUGAUUUUGUGCACCGAGGCGAAGACAACUUUGAUCCUAAGUGGGUAAAGUUUGCUCUUACCGACCCCUUUAUCUGGUUCCUGGGCACUGGGUUCUUCACAUCAUCCGUGGCGAUUAAUGGAUUCGGUGUCUUUUGUCCAACCAUCAUCGCUGGCCUUGGCUUUCCUUCGUUGCAAGUUAACUAUUUAACUGUUCCAAUCUAUGUUCUUGGUGCUAUUUCGCUUAUCACACAAGUUUACUAUUCCGAUAAGCUCAACAAACGUGGCGUAUUUAUAGUCGGAUCCUGCAUUCCGGUUGCAGUUGGAUACCUGAUCUGUAUCUUUACAGCAAAUACCGUCGCUGGGAAUGCUCAGAAGGCAAAGCUUCUCGCCGAAGGCGCUACGACAAAUGGUCUGGAAGGGGACAUGAGCUUAGAUUCGAUGUACAUCCUAUAA